AGUGGCCCCCUAUAGAGGUAGAUAGAUGCAUAGGUGUGUGUGGGUCUGAGUCCAGGAAAAAUUUACCUUGCCACGGGUAUAUGUUACCUGUGUCUCACGCAUUUUGACUCUCUUUUAUUUUAUAGACUAGCAAUCAUCGAAACUCACCCACCUAUCCUAUAUUCAUCAUCACCAUCACCACCACUACUGAGACACAACACAUCACAAAGCAACACACAAGUCGCCGACCCACACACACACACACACACCCACACACACACAAAUGAGGAAAGAAUCACCGCCGCCCUCAGCUCCCGGCGGCAAAUUGUUCAGCUUCUUCGAAACCAAAACCUUAGUAGCCACAUUACUUGCUCUGACACUAGUCAUGCUCAUGUGGAACCUCCCUCCUUACUACCAAAACCUCCUCUCCACCACUCGCGUUUCUUGCUCCGCCACCACCACCACCACCUUAACCGCCACCACACCCAACGUUUCCUUAACUAACUUUUCAACUACCCCAGUUGCUGAACAAAAGUACUCAACCUCAACUUCAACACCCAAGAGUAACGACCCCAAUAAGCGAGUCUUCCAGACUUUUGGUAGCGCCACUGCUCUCUUUGUCCUAAUGGGUGCUUACCGCGGUGGGCCUCGGACUUUUGCGGUGGUGGGUUUAGCCUCCAAGCCCACUCACGUUUAUGGUCACCCAUGGUACAAAUGCGAGUGGAUCUCUAACAAUGGGUCUUCCAUUAGAGCUAAAGCUUAUAAGAUGCUUCCAGAUUGGGGUUAUGGCCAUGUCUACACUGUUGUUGUUGUCAAUUGUACUUUUCCAGACAAUCCCAAUUGGGACAACUUGGGUGGGAAGCUCACAAUCAAUGCGUACUACAACGAGUCUCCGAGGAGGUACGAGAAAUUCACUGCCUUGGAAGAAGCACCGGGUUCUUACGACGAGUCCAAGUACCACCCACCUUAUCAGUACGAGUAUUUGUAUUGUGGGUCAUCUUUGUACGGGAGUUUGAGUGCUUCUAGGAUCAGAGAAUGGAUGGCUUACCACGCUUGGUUUUUCGGACCCAAGUCCCAUUUCGUGUUUCACGAUGCGGAUGGGAUUUCACCUGAGGUUAGAGCCGCACUGGAGCCAUGGGUGCGAGCUGGGAGAGCCACGGUUCAAGAUAUUAAGGGCCAGGCCGAGUUUGACGGGUAUUACUAUAACCAAUUCAUGGUGGUGAAUGAUUGUCUACAUCGGUACCGACACUCUGCUAAUUGGACUUUUUACUUUGAUGUGGAUGAGUAUAUCUAUUUGCCUGACGGGAAUACGCUAGAAUCUGUGCUCAAAGAGUUCUCAGACUAUACUCAGUUCACUAUUGAGCAGAAUCCUAUGUCUAGUGUGCUCUGCUUGAAUGAUUCCACUCGCGAUUAUUCUAGUGAAUGGGGAUUUGAGAAGCUACUAUUCAGAGACUCAAUAACUGGGAUUCGAAGGGAUCGGAAAUACGCAAUUCAGGCUAAGAAUGCGUACGCCACGGGUGUACACAUGUCCGAGAAUGUAAUUGGGAAGACAUUGCACAAGACCGAAACAAAGAUCAGAUAUUAUCACUACCACAACUCCAUUUCGGUACAAGGUGAACCGUGCAGGGAAUUUCUACCACUAUCGGCGAAGAACAAUGUGACAUGGUACAACAAGAUACCUUAUGUUUACGAUGAUAAUAUGAAGAAACUUGCCGACACUAUCAAGGAAUUCGAGCGCAAAACCAUUGGAAACGUUGUACAGCUCUAGCUAUAGUUGUGGCUAGCUAGCGUAGCGGUGGUCGCAAUGCAAUGAUUUUUUAAGCCCCAAAAAGAUUGUGACCAUAUUUCACCGACAUGUACAUGUGAUGUGAGCUAGCAAAAUUGCCAGUGCAGAUUGUGAUAGUGGGAAAUUCCUCACGCAUGUAUGGCGUGCAUUAUCAUGAUCAUUGAUUGAUGGAUUGAUUCUUUGUUCAUAAAUUAGCUUCGGUUGCUCAAUGUUUACUCCUCUUAUUUCCUGGCCAGGGAUUCAUUUGGCAUGAUUGGUUAGAAACCAAUGCAAAAGAAAAGGGAGAAUGGACCAGCUAGCAUAGCAUUGCUUUCGUUUGUCUAUAAAAAAAAAAAAAAAGGUAAGA
Quercus lobata is the source of this 2111-nucleotide messenger RNA. It is a transcript of the gene GALS1, whose product is annotated as glycosyltransferase family protein (DUF23). The coding region runs from base 263 to 1747 and encodes 494 amino acids. The transcript has 2 exons. The record is from RefSeq and is a predicted model, not a curated record. Lineage: Eukaryota; Viridiplantae; Streptophyta; Magnoliopsida; Fagales; Fagaceae. Gene Ontology annotation, cellular component: cytoplasm. Gene Ontology annotation, molecular function: glycosyltransferase activity.